AUGGAUUCUAGCAUGGCGAACGAAGAUUACCGCGAGUUAUUGGAAGCGAAACGCUUCUCAAUCAUCCAACAUCUCCAAAUCGACAGAUCGUUUGUCUUCGAUUAUCUUCGCCACAAUGGCGUACUCGAUUCUGAGGAUUGUGAAUUGAUACAAAGCGAGAGAACUACAUCACUAAAGAUUGGAAAAUUUGUGGAUGUCUUAGGCAGAAAAGGCCCUCAAGCGUACCAGUAUUUGUUAGAGAGUCUACAAUUGGAAAACCCAGCUCUGUAUGAAAAAUUGACAGGCAAAGAAGCUGACGCGA
Messenger RNA from Paramuricea clavata, 301 nucleotides. Lineage: Eukaryota; Metazoa; Cnidaria; Anthozoa; Malacalcyonacea; Plexauridae. The record is from the annotation of a GenBank genome assembly.